UGCGACAUGUCGAAAACAAGCUGGCUGACAUCCAUGGCUGAAAUGCGGCAUUACUGAGCAAUACUUGAUGUUGUGUAGUUGUUGAUAAAACGAGAAAACGGUCACAUCAGGCUUGUACCCAGUUCGUCCAGGGUUUCUGCCCCCCAAAAAAGCGAUGCUGGUCACCGUUUUCUGCGCACCGAGGGAUCGCCCAGAAACCACCUUCGCCCUCGAUGUGUCUCCAGAGCUGGAAUUGAGAGACUUUGUAGCACUUUGUGAGCUAGAAUCAGGAAUCCCAGCUGGGGAGAUUCAGAUCACAUAUGUAGAACAGCCCCUAAAAGACCCCACUCGUGCCUUGGGGACCUAUGGUGUAAAGGAUGGAGAUGUGGUGGUUCUCAGGCAAGCAGACAGAAGGCCGCCGCCAACUCAGCCGGCCUUCCCAGGUCUGCCCCAGAUUGACUUUCGUUCCAUCACAGUUCCAGGCACCUCGUCUUCAACUAGUCAGCGUGGUGCCGUAAGGCCACAGCAACAAGCCUCACAGUCAGCACCACAGGUGCCACUGUCCCCACGUCCUGCACAACCUCCUACGCCAACGGCCUUGCGCGGCUCCUCUCCUCAGGGGCUGGAUGACCCUGCCUUACUCCAGCAGAUGCUGUUAUCCAAUCCACAUGAGCUGUCCCUCCUCAAGGAGAGAAACCCACCGCUUGCUGAGGCCCUGCUCAGCGGAGACUUAGAGCGUUUCACCAAAGUGCUGUUGGAGCAACAACAGGAUCGAGCCAAGAGGGAGCAAGAGAGAAUCAGACUUCUGACUGCUGAUCCUUUUGAUUUGGAAGCCCAAGCAAAGAUUGAGGAGGACAUCAGGCAGCACAAUGUGGAAGAAAAUAUGACCAUUGCAAUGGAGGAGGCCCCAGAAAGCUUUGGACAGGUGGUUAUGCUCUACAUUAACUGCAAAGUCAAUGGGCACCCCGUGAAAGCUUUUGUUGACUCAGGAGCCCAGAUGACCAUCAUGAGCCAAGCAUGCGCUGAACGCUGUAACAUCAUGCGCCUGGUGGACCGACGCUGGGCAGGGAUCGCCAAGGGAGUGGGCACCCAGAAGAUCAUCGGCAGAGUUCAUUUGGCUCAGGUCCAGAUUGAGGGGGAUUUUCUACCUUGCUCUUUCUCCAUCUUGGAGGACCAACCGAUGGACAUGCUGCUUGGUCUGGACAUGCUGAAGAGACACCAGUGUUCAAUCGACCUGAAGAAGAGCGUGCUCCUAAUAGGCACUACAGGCACUGAAACUCGCUUCCUGUCUGAGGCAGAGCUGCCAGAGUGUGCCCGACUGGCAUACGGGGCAGAGGGGCGUGAAGACGCACGUCCAGAUGAGAUGGCUGACAGAGAACUGGCAGAAGCGCUUCAGAGGUCCAUACAGGAAAGCGACACUGCAGAUGGACAAACUACCUCACCACAGCCCCCACCAUUUACAUUACCCAGAACCUUAGACCAAAUGUCCUCAUCCACCUCCCCUUCCCAAAGUCCUUCCUCUGGUCAGACCCAGAACCCGGCCCUGGAUCGCUCUCAGUCUGCCCCGGCCACCAUGCAGCAGGCCCCAGCACCAAAGCAGCACCAGGACCAACCUGGCUGCCAGGAGCCUCCUGUGUCAUCAUGCUUAGCAGAGGAUGCUGGUUCUAAACCACAUCAGGUCCACCCUGUGCCAGACCAUAGCAUCUCUGAAGUGCCCCCUGCACCCGGCCCCUCGACUGACGCCCUCCCUCCUCCUGCAGACGUGACUACAAGUGGAAGUCCAGCUCUUCAGUUUCCAGAGGGUGGCGCACUUGCUGGAGCCGCAGAGGGGGGUGCUGAAUCAGAUGAGGUGGUGGACAGCUCCACGCUCCCCCAUCCAGAGGAACUUUCCCCCACGCAGCCGAUGGAGCAGGAGGUGACUGAGUGUGACACAGGUGAUGCCACGGAAACUGGUGCGAGCGCUCCGAACCAGUCUGACUCGGUUGAAAUGGAGUCUCCGACUACCCCCUCUCAGGGUCUGGUGUCGUCUGAGAGAGACCAGCCUGAAGGAGAGCGCUGCUCCAGCUCCGACAGCAUCCCCUCACUGGCAGCCGCUCUGAUGGAGCUGCACGAGCUGCUGGUGUCUAACAACUGUCAGUCUCAAAACCGCAGCACCUCCUGCUCCCCCUCACAUCCAUUCAGACAGGACACAGACGAAGUAGCCCCCGAGCCCCGUACCCCGACACCCGAAAUCGCCCCACCUACCCCAUCUACUGCCAUUACAACCGGUGUAGAACCAAGCAAUGCCAAAGCCAACCAUGAUGCUGCUGUGUCUGAUGAGGGACCAUCUAAGUGUCUUGUGCCUGAGCUCUCUGGCCAGGAUGAGCAUGUGGAUGGAGAUACAGCGCAGACUGUGGAGGGACUAGGACCGCCGCAAUGUCCAGAUGGCUGUGGGGAGAGGAGGGCAGAUCAAUGUGGACAAGAUGAAGCUAGUAACAUCAGCAUCUCUCAGCCUGAGCCAGAGGUUCCUCCUGAUCCUGCUGGGGACUUGGAGUUCAGGGAACCUCCUGAGGGGCAGCAGGGGAGAGGGGUCGCAGACGGAAGAGCCUCUGGCACAAACACCCCAGACACUCUCAGCCUCCAGACUGAGCACACUUUUCUCAGCCCCCUGUCGAUGGCAGUGGGCUCACCUGAGGAAGUCUCUAGCACCUCGUCUCCCUCUGCCCCUCAAGCUCCCCAGCAUACGUCUCCAGCCCUCCUUCUCCCCUCUCCGAAUCCCUUUACAGAACAAUUUCCAGCUGAGCACAUCCAGAGAAUCCAGGCAGCAGGGUUUUCUGCCAGGGAGGCUGCAGAGGCACUGGAACAAGCCCACGGGGUUGUAGAGCUAGCUCUGCUGGCACUACUAGCCCGUAGUAUCACUGUGCCCACCUAGACUCAUAACCAGCCAUGCGAGUCCCAGACCUCCCAACUCAGCAUCUGCCUGAUUUAUACCUUGUUACUGAUCCAGAUGUCUCAGUCCCUUCUCAGCAGGGAGCACGUAAUAACACAGGGAAAUGCUGUCUCUUGGUUUGUCAUACAGAAUAUCCAAGAACAAACAGGACAACUUGUAACACUUUUCUGGAUAUAACAGAUAUGUGAGGUGUGUUUGCAUGCAGGUGUUUUGGGUGCCCACCCAUUUCAUUGGUUUUUAGAUAUUUGGUAUGGUAGAUUGAUUUUUCUUCUUGUUUUGUCGUCCAACAGACAUAUUAUUAAAUGCCCAAUGUACGAUUGAAUCUUAAACCAUUAAACAUUAUAAUUUCCCCUUUUGACAUUUAAAAAAACUAUUGUGUAAGAAUUUAAGUUGUGCAGCAUCAAUAAAUAAUCUCAAAAUGGAGCAACAUUACUCCCACUCCACAUGCAAGGUUAACUCUGUCUUUCAGCAUUUAUGUUUAUAACCCCCCCAAUAAACAAAAAUCAAAAAACCCACUGAUGGAAAAUAUUGUGGGAGUUGCAGUUCAGGAGGAUUGAUCAUUUUUUUUGAUCUAAGUUUACAAAUAAUUCCUACAAAUAAGUGGGAAUCCCCUGAAAUUCAGUCAAUAUCGUGAAAAUAUCAAGUGAGCCACAAGUGUUUGUUACAAUAUGAUCAUCGAAGGCAUUUUGUGAUUCAGUGUAUUAAAGAAGGUAUCUCGUACUGUAUGAAUCAUUCACCUGAAAGCUUUGCCAUAUGUAGAUUACAAAACAGUUCGUAGCUCCUGUUCAGAAACGUUUUUUCUUUUUAUUUUGUGUCAAAUCAUCAUAGUGUGUGUUCAUACCUUUUAAAAAAAAAAUUCAUUUUGUGAUCUGUUAUGAAAAUGGCCAUCCGCGGCUGUCAGAUGUUUUGUCAGUACAGCAGAUAUCAAGGAUUUUAACGGCUUUAUUUGAGUCAUCUACCAACAAUGUUCAGGCAGAUUGAAUUAUUUACUUUUAUCUUGUAUGAAAUUUUCAAAUGCAAAUAAAAUGGAACUAGUAUUUGUA
This is a messenger RNA of Scomber japonicus (chub mackerel), 3951 nucleotides long. RefSeq names its product DNA-damage inducible protein 2 (gene ddi2). Gene Ontology annotation, biological process: proteolysis. Lineage: Eukaryota; Metazoa; Chordata; Actinopteri; Scombriformes; Scombridae. The transcript is spliced from 10 exons. The record is from RefSeq and is a predicted model, not a curated record. Gene Ontology annotation, molecular function: aspartic-type endopeptidase activity; protein binding. The coding region runs from base 155 to 2890 and encodes 911 amino acids.